This is a messenger RNA of Actinia tenebrosa (Australian red waratah sea anemone), 4479 nucleotides long. RefSeq names its product macoilin. NCBI's taxonomy places the organism in Eukaryota, Metazoa, Cnidaria, Anthozoa, Actiniaria, Actiniidae. Gene Ontology annotation, cellular component: rough endoplasmic reticulum membrane. The record is from RefSeq and is a predicted model, not a curated record. Gene Ontology annotation, biological process: neuronal signal transduction.
UAAGCGCGCUCGUCGUUCCCGAUGGAAAAUUGGUGGUGACUCUCUUCACAUCACUGAAUCGUGCUUAUAUACCUUACUUUUCUCGCCAUUUUCUCUCAUAUAUUCACUCUAUGACUCCAAAAACACAAUGAAGAGGAGAACUAUUGAUCCUUCGAAGCUUAGGAGACCACCGCUUAAGCGUUCUCGGAUAACUGAAUCUAUCUAUGGAAGUGUAUUUUUAUAUAUAAGGUUCUUCCUGGUUUGGAUUCUGGUGCUGACUGCGGACUUUCUUCUGGAGUUUCGGUUCGAAUAUUUGUGGCCAUUCUGGUUGCUUUUGCGAAGUGCUUAUGAUUCAUUCAAAUAUCAAGGCCUAGCUUUUUCCUUACUCUUCCUUACACUAGCGUUCUGUUCUGAUAUGAUUUGUUUAGUACUUCUACCCGUUCACUGGCUAUUUUUUGCCGCUAGUACUUAUGUCUGGGUCCAGUUUGUAUGGCAUACAGAUCGAGGGCUUUGUCUUCCAACAGUCAGUUUAUGGCUAAUUUUCGUUUAUGUGGAAGCUUCAGUCAGACUUCGAGAACUGAAAAGUCUGCCGUUUCAUUUAGAUCUUUGUCGGCCUUUUGCAGCUCACUGUAUUGGGUAUCCUGUGGUGACGCUUGGUUAUGGGGUCAAAAGCUAUUUAGGAUAUAAGAUGAAACAGCGGAAAAUGACGCAAGUCUCAAAAGAAAAUGAGUUUUACAUGCAGCUAAUAAAUCUAGCGCUGCCUACAGAAAGUACAAACUGUACAGAAACCAAUACAGAAAAGACUUCUAGAGCAAUAUGUAAUGGUAAACCUAGCGUACACAGUGGCGACUCAUCACCAUCAAAAGCCAGAUCCUUACCUAUCAUGACAAAUGGCAUAAACACUAAAACAGACGUUGAACUCUUGAUAGAAAAGGAAAACAAGAUACGAGGGCUAAGAUUAAGUGAUAUGGAAGCCAGCACAGGUGCAAGAGGGACCAAUUCAGUUCUCAAAGAUCUAGAUUCCUUGACGCACCUGAGGUCCAAGAAACUACAUGAGGACCAUAACUUAAACGAACUUGAUAAAUCCCCUUCAGAAGGGCAUACUAAGACUUCUAAAGGAAGUCACGGUCGAUCAGCAAGUUUCGGGGCAUUUGGUAAAGGCUCUGCGGUGUCCAAGAUGUCCAAUGGACGGGCGGGUGGAGGGCAUUCGAAGGAGUGCGAGGAUGUGGAGGAUGAGGAUACUGAUAGUGAUUCGCUGAGUAAUUCGAGUAAUUCUGUUGGAAAUAGCAGGAAGAGCAGUAGAAGCAAUUCUCCGAAGGGUCAUGAUGCGAAGAGUCAAGAUACUGUUAUCAGUCUGUUGGCGCAGCUAAAAGACGAAAAAACUUCAAGGCGCAAGUCUGAGAGCAUGGUGGUUCUACUUGAGAAUGACAUCAGGAGAGUUAAAGUUGAACUUCAGACUAGUCGUCAGUGUGAACAUGAAUUGCGAUCUAACAUGCACAGUCUGAUGGCCAACGAGAGGUCUGCUAAGAUAGAACUGCAACAGCUAAAGUCUGAGAACGACACUCUACAACAGAAGAUCCAGUCGCUAAAUAACAUCAGGCAACAAGAUCGUAACACCAUCUCCUCUCUGGAGCGCAAGCUGAAAACUGAACGCGACUCACGUCUGUUGGCUGAAAACCAGCUUCGCGAGGAACGCAAGAAGCAGAAAGCGGAAUGCGCCGCGCAGAAACAACGCGAAGACACGACAAACUGCCAUGAUGCUUGUAUCUCCUUGCGCGAAGAAAUGGAAGAAGAAACACGUCAGCUGCGCAUGCUCUUGUCUGACAAAGAAGAAGAAUAUAGACGCAUGGAAAAAGAAACUGAAAGACUAAGGCAAAAGACCAAGGAAUUCGAGAGUAUUCAACUGAAGAAAGAAACUGAGAUCCUCAUGAACGCUCUGACCGCCAUGCAAGGAAAGAACACUCACUUGGAAAACAGCCUCAGCUCUGAGACCAGACUGAAGCUUGACUUGUUUUCGGCGCUGGGUGAAACUCGCCGCCAGCUGGAGAUAGCCCAGAACCAAGUGACCAGCAAGGACAGAGAUAUCGAUAACCUGAAGGCCAAGAUAGCUGAGGUGAUGGCUGUAAUGCCGGGUACUACCUAUGGAGAAACCAUACCCCACUUCACUACUACCCACGCAGGGCUUGAUCUAAGCAGUGGUCUAGACCCAAGUGCUCCCUGCUAUAUCCCAAACAAAAAAGCAAAUGGCCUGUUGUAGAUGGUAUUUAAGUUAUUAAUGUUGCUGAGACCAGUGUAGUUGUAUAUCGUGGCUGCUCAUUGGUAAUUUAUGAUUUAUUUCCAGUAGCUCCGUUUGUUUAAGUUUUAGUGACCUGCUUAUUCCAUAUUUAAAAGAGAGAUAGGUUAGGUGUUGUUAAAAAGGGAGAAGCGCUUAAAGGGAAAGAAUAUUGGGGCUACUUGGGUGAGGUGAGAGUAAUGCCAGAUGGGAUUGUUUGAGGUAACGUGGUUGAACGGCAUGAAUAUUCGUGCGACGGCUGAUGAUUAACAGGAGACGUGAUGUGUUAGCGCAGUUAGUGUUGAAGAAAGUAAUGCAUGAUGGGAUUGUUGAGGUAACGUGGUGGAAAGGCAUGAAGGUUCGUGCAAGGGCGGGUGGUUAGAAAACAUGAUUUGCGAGUGCCAUCGUUGAACGAGUUGCAUGAUGGUUUUUAGGUUUACGCGGUUGAUGAGAACAUGGUGGGUCUAUCAAUGUUUACUAGUCAAUGUUUGUAUGUGUGUCUGUCAUCGAAGGGCAUGUUGGGACUUCUAGGAUAGUCGUAUAUUCGGUGGAUUGCCAUUGAUAUCCAGUUAAUAUAUUUCGUCUUAGUUAUUUUCCGGUAUAAUUUCUUUCUUCGUUCACUCGUUAGAUUUGUAGUUAAACUACGCAUGCGCAAAAGAUUCAGAGAAAAAAAAUCAAAUGUUUUUAAUUUCGUAUUUUAAUCGAGAGAAAGGGAAUAAGCAACGUCAUCUCCCCGGACCAACUCUGCUUCUUGUUACAAGAAGGAUUAUAGAAAUAAUCAUGUACGAACGAUUCUUGCCGUUUCCUUGCAAGUUCACAAAAACGUACACCAUUCAUUCGAUUACUUCAAAAUUUCCUUCGGAAGCAUAUUUCACGCAUCUCCGUUCAUUACCCUACUGAUUCCUGUAGCAUUUUUAUCCAUCUCAGUCUUCAACCACUUCCUCGUCGCGUUGUAAUAUCUUUAUAGCGUUACCUCUCACCUCUUUUUGUCGUAUUGGACAUAAUCUUCCAUUAUCUUCUGGACCUUUUGGCCCGAUUUUCUCUGCCACUCGCGUCGCAACACGGGUUAAACGAAGACCCAAUYGUUGCCAAAAGUAGAAAAGAAUUAUACUUUUCGCAACGAAUGCUGCAACUUGUCUCGCAACAUUUUUCAAAUUGCGCUGUAGGCUACACGCUGCAAUGCUCCAUAAAACUCGUGCGGUAACGCCGUUGCGAGACAAGUUGCAGAGAAAAUUCCUCCGUGUUAUUGCGCCUUUACCCUCGAAUGGAAGAACUGACUUUGCAUUCACGCUCCGUUCUUUCCCUAUUAUUGUAGUUUUGUUGCUUAUUUUAAACCGCCUUGGUAUUGGCAGCCAUGUUGAAAACUCACCAAAUGUUUACUUUGAGAAACGAGGUUAUCUGUGAGACUCCAACCGUGAAUACCUGUUUCAUUCGAAAAAUUUCACAUAAUUACUGGGAUGCCUGUGGUAUCACAGUCUUACUGGGAUACCUGUGAUAUCAUAGUCUUACUGGGAUACCUGUGGUAACACAGUCUUAAAAUGCUUUUGUUUUUUUUUUUUCAAUUUCACAUGAGCGUAUAACAUAGUUGAAUAAUACUGUAUCAUUAGCAUUCGUGUUAACAGUUAUGUGAGCAGCUCCCGCCAUUUUGUGUGUCACAUUGUAUACGCCAUUUUGUCUCAAUUGGAAUUAGCCAUUCCGAGGUUGAGAAAAAAACUGGGUCGAGUUAUCAUUGCAGUGCAUUUUGGGACUGUUUUAAGAUAGACGCCAUCUUGGAAUGCAAUGCAUUAAUGCCAACUCGACCCAGUUUUUCCCUUAAACUCGGAACCCACCGAAUGUUAGUUCAAAUUUUCGCACAUUUCAGCUCGUAACGACCCAACUUUUAUUAUUUUUUCAUUUGAAUCUUGAAGUUCUAAAAUGCCCAAAUCUUGCUUCAAAACGUUUAGUUACCUUGAAACUACGAUAAAAGUCGUACACAGACUCGCUUACGAGUAAAGGGUCGGUCACUUUACAACAUGGCCGUCAAUUCCAUGCCAGUAGCAACCUGUGAUUAGAUGGUCUCAGCGACACGUUAGAAGGCACUAAGUCAUAUUUGAAAGCUUUACAGUUCAUGUAACGAUUCAACAGAGCCACAUGAUCGUGAAGGCUUCGCGAUCAACGAAAAACAAGUAAUGUAAAAGAAAGAGUUGAGAACUACAUAGUUUAAUAAAUUAUGCCGUAAACAGAUGAAA